Molecule: messenger RNA, 4380 nt
Organism: Lepus europaeus (European hare)
Lineage: Eukaryota; Metazoa; Chordata; Mammalia; Lagomorpha; Leporidae
Gene: PDXK
Product: pyridoxal kinase
Exons: 11
Coding region: 81-1016 (311 amino acids)
Biological process (GO): pyridoxal 5'-phosphate salvage
Cellular component (GO): cytosol
Molecular function (GO): pyridoxal kinase activity
Source: RefSeq, a predicted model, not a curated record
GCGCCUGCGCCGAGUGGGCCGCGCGCCGGAGCCGGGAGCCGGGAGCCGGGGGCCGGGCCGCCCGCCUCGGCCCCGCCGGCAUGGAGGCGGAGUGCCGGGUGCUCUCCAUCCAGAGCCACGUCGUCCGCGGCUACGUGGGUAACCGGGCGGCCACGUUCCCGCUGCAGGUUCUGGGGUUUGAGAUCGACGCGGUGAACUCUGUGCAGUUUUCAAACCACACAGGCUACGCCCACUGGAAGGGCCAGGUGCUGACGUCCGACGAGCUGCACGAGCUGUACGAAGGCCUGAGGCUGAACAGCGUGAACCAGUAUGACUACGUGCUCACAGGUUACACGAGGGACAAGUCCUUCCUGGCCAUGGUGGUGGACAUCGUGCAGGAGCUGAAGCGGCAGAACCCCAGGCUCGUGUACGUGUGUGACCCGGUCAUGGGCGACAAGUGGAGCGGCGAAGGCUCCAUGUACGUGCCGGAGGACCUGCUGCCCGUGUACAGAGACCAGGUGGUGCCCGUGGCCGACAUCAUCACCCCCAACCAGUUUGAGGCUGAGUUGCUGAGUGGCAGGAAGAUCCGCAGCCAGGAGGAAGCCUUGGAGGUGAUGGACGUGCUGCACUCCAUGGGCCCCGACACCGUGGUCAUCACCAGCUCCGACCUGCCCUCCCCGCGGGGCAGCGACUACCUGAUCGCGCUCGGCAGCCAGCGGAUACGGGGGCCCGACGGCUCCUGCGUGACCCAGCGCAUCCGGGUGGACAUGCACAGGGUGGACGCCGUCUUCGUGGGCACCGGGGACCUCUUCGCUGCCAUGCUGCUGGCCUGGACGCACAAGCACCCCGACAACCUCAAGAUGGCCUGUGAGAAGACUGUGUCAGCCAUGCAGCACGUGCUACAAAGGACCAUCCAGUGCGCACAAGCCCAGGCUGGGGUGGGGAAGCCCAGCCCGGCCCAGCUGGAGCUGAGGAUGGUGCAGAGCAAGCGGGACAUCGAGGACCCCGAGAUCGUCGUGCAGGCCACGGUCCUGUGAGGCCACGCGCCCGCCGUGGCGCACAGCGUGUCGGCAUGCCCGUGCUCGUCCUUGUGAACCGACAUGGCCCGAGACUUGUGUUGUUGUCCCUCGUAACUGGUCUCGAUCGUGACCCGCGCCAGCCCAGCAGUCACAGCCACCCGGGAUGGAUGGGGAGACCCCGCUCCCCUCCGCCGCGGCUCGGGCCUCCCAGGAGAGCAGCUCCGUCCCACUUCCCUGGGGGCGUGGCAGGGGGCGCGGCCCGCUGCCCCGUGUGCUCACGCUGGGCCGCUGCCUGCCACGAUUCCCCGUGCCCCUGGGCUGGCGCCUCUGGGCGUCGAAGGCCCCGCCCAUCUCGCCCGUCGUCUGGUCCUGCCCUCUGUCUCUGUCGAGUUCUUGUUUCUCUGCGGCUUUCCCAGGUCCCUGGGGGUCUCGUGUCUCACACGGUUGUCUGACCGAAGGGAACCAUUACCGUCUGUCCAGGUGCACACAGGCACCGCGGCCACACAGACAGGGACCAGUGAGGUCAGGUGGGUCCACAGCCUCCCCGGGUGUCGGCGCCACCUCCCGUGUGUGCCCGGGGCUCCCCCAGUGGGGGUAGCACUAGGCCUAGGUCGCUGUGAGGGCCUGGGGAGGCAGCCAUGGGUGUCCCCCAUGGACACCCAGCCUGGUUAAUGGUGCUGCGUGUUGGCCACUGUGUGUGUGUGGAGGCAGGGACAGUGGACCGAGGAGGCAGUGUCCCCACUCCUGUCCCCCCCACUCAGCUCUGUGAUCUGUGCCAGCUGCAGGCGGAGAGGUCCUUCCUGGCAAGUGACGGCACUAGUGUGGUGCGGGUGGGGCAGCCCUCAGACCCCCAGAUAAAGGCCGCAGCCACAGCCCGGCAGGGCCCAGGGUCUGGGGGCCCUGACCCUAGCAUCCCAUCCCCCACCCAGAGGUCCGCAUCUGGGAACCCACAGCUGAGAGAGACACUGGGAGACAGCAAGAAGUGGGGGCCUGUGUGGCCCCAGGACAGCAGACUCUCUGGGGGGUACCCUUGUCCCCCACUGCCAGCCCCCGCCCCACCGCCUGCACCUCUCCAGGGUGUGCAGUUCCAGGAUCUUCCAGAAACCCAGCCACCAGCAGGGCAUCCUCCUUUCUUGGCGAAGGCCCUGGAGCCCUGGAGCAGAUGCCCCGAGUCCUCCCCCAGGCGCCCCAGGCCGGGCAGCUCCUCUCCGUGGACACCCAGUGGAACCCAGUGUACCGCUCCCCAGGACACAGGGCUGGCUCCUCGGCGCCCGGCUGCUGGGCCCCACCAGGCCCCCCGACCAGCAGGAAGAGGGCAGCAGGGGCCGGUGCCCUGGAGGGAGGCAGCCUCCCAGAGGGUGUGGGGAGCGCAGGAACUGGGCGGACGACACACGGCCUUGUGGGGGAAGAGCCGCUGGGGGCGUGGCCAUGGUGCCAACUUCAAAGCACACGUAUCUUUUUUUUUUUUUUUUCUAGUAUCAGGAUCAAAUCUAGGACUGGGGACAGAAAUGUCUGAGGAGCUGAGGCCGGGGUAGGGGCUGGCACGUGCCGAGGCCUCGCUGGACGGCUGCCUCCUCUUGGAGGUGGGGUCCCCGUGCCUUGGUUCCUCCUCCCCCCUGUGUUAACCCGUGGUGCCGCCAGGGUUGUUCCCUGCACAGGAGCUUCCUGCAGCCGAAUUCUGUCCCCUUUGGCCAUACAGCCUGCAUGACCAGGAGGGCGUGUGGCUGAGCCAUGCGAGGGGCCGGGGUGACAUCCGGGUUUCUGGGAGUGGGUGGUGCCUUGGCGGCAGGCAGGACUCAUGCAGGAAGAGGAUGUUGGGAACUGGGGACCCCCGUGCCCCAGGCUCGUCUCCCCGUGGAGGGGCGCAGUCCCUCCACUCCACGUGGGCCUCAGCAACCGUGGGCACAGGUGGGCUGGGUUUCAGAUGCACCUGGGAUCCAGGUGACAGUUCUGUGGCCAAGUGGCGCGUCGGGGCCCCGCCUGCCUGCUGCUCCCCGGGUGCAGAGCCGCCCCAGGCUCUAAUCCAGCCACGCAUGUCUUGUCCCUUGGACUGUACCGAUGACUUAGAACACGUGGUCCUUUAAAACUCCACCAGUCCCACCAGGGGGGCUGUGCCGGGGAGUCCUGGCACCAGUGAUUGUGAGAGGCGUGGGUGAGCGCGGCAAGUGGCGGGCAGGAGCCACCCCCAGGACCUGCACCCUCACGGGGCAGAGCAGCCCCGAGGCAGGCACAGGCUGGCGUGGCUGUGGGGAGCAGCUGGCCGGGGUUCCCGCAGCAUCCCCCUAUGGGCACCUGGCUUCCUCUCUGGUGGGAGGUGAGCGUGGUCUCGCUGCAGCUCUGCUCCCCCUCUCCUCUCGGCAGGACCAGCUGUGUGUGGGGGGAGGGGUCCACACUGAUGCUACCCAGAGGUGGCACACGGCUGCCUGGAUGGCCAGGAGUCCCCUCCUCCUGGGGCUUCUCCCAAGCCCCCGCCUGGGCCCAGAGAUGCGCCUGGACUUUGGGCAGUGUGGGUCCUGUGUGCGUGGGGCACAGGAAUGGGAACUUCUGGCUCCGAGUGUCCCCUGGGUGGGGGCCGGGGGGAGCCACACACCAUGCCCAGAGAGGUGGAGCUGCUGCAUUUGUGUCCCGCCACCCGGCCUAGGGGCUUCCCUCCAUCUCCUCUACAGCUCCCUGCACUAACACUCCCAGCAGAAAGACCCAAGCCUCCCUAAGCGGGCCCUAGACCUUGAUGCCGGCUGGCCUGAGCAUGGCCACAGCCCCCAGGACUCCUGGCACGUGAGCCAUGGGGAAGCUGGGCGUGUGGGGUCCCCUGCGGUGUCCUUGCCGCAGAUGCAAAGGGUGUGGCACACCUGUGUCCUGGGGACAGUGUGGGUCCUGCGUCUCCAGGCAGGUGGCCAGCAAGGCCAGAGGUGGCCAGGCAGAGGCAGCAGCAGGGCCCUGGUCAGCCGCCCUCCUGGGGAUUUUUUUUAACUGUAUACAUCUCUGUUAGAUCGUGUGCUCGGUGCCCUGCCCCGGCUCUGCAGGACAGCUGCCCGGGAGCUGCUGCUGGCCUCUCCUGCCCCUGGCCCGGGUUCAGUUGCUUGGCUUGGGCCCCUCUGUUGUGUAUGUGUCCCUGCCGACUCCGGUUCAUUCUGGGUGCAGGAUGUUCUAGAAUGUUCUCUGUUCUUAAUGUUCGAAGACAUUAGUUAUAAAAUGAAGUCUUAUAACGCAGAUUUCUGCCUUUGUGAUGACGUGUGUGUGUGUGUGUGUAAAACAAUUCAAUAAGUAACUUAGACCUGACUUAGUGAAUGUCUCAAACUAUCUAUUAAUGGAAAGUUGUUCUGGAGGUGUUUUCUGUUUUUUUAAAAAAUUCUGGAAGAAUAAACAGGUGUUUUCAAAAGUU